UUUUCCCUCAAUAUUGAGUUGCCCUUGAUGGUUGGGUGUGCCAAACACCCAAUUUUUUCUUUCAUUGAGCAAUAGGACUGAGGCAUUUAACUCCUUUCCCCGCUCUAAGAGUUCGGGCUUGGGCUUGUGAAUGUGAUGUUGAUCUCCUUUAGCUUGUAAUCGUUUCUUUCUUUAUGUAAAACUUCAAAUUUUGAUUCAGAACAGAAGACUUUGUAAAGGUGAGCUUCUUUUUUUCUUACUUGAGCUGUUGAAGCCUUCAAAGUAACAAAUUAGAACCGUUGAAAAGGGGUUUACAGUACUACUGAGUGCUGUCCCCACCUUUUUUUUAUUGUUCAAUAUGCAACUCAUUGAAGUCCCAUUUACAGUAGGGGAGGUCCAAAUUCCAGCAGGCUUUACUCACAUUUCACUAAAAAAAAACCUAAGAAAAAUCAUACAGUAACCAAACCCUGACUCUGGUUUCUUUUCUAUCUAUAAAAAGCCUACCAUGGUUAGAAGCUUAGUGAUAUAAUCCAGGCAGUCCUUUCCUUUCCUUUUUCUCCUCUUACAUGCUUCUUGGUACCCAAGGUUUCAGCCAUGGCGACAAUGCUGAGAUCUCUGCUAACUUUCACACUCUUCACGCUUCUUUUCUCCUACGUUUCUGCAACAACAAUAACACUCUACAACAAGUGCCCUCAUCCAGUGUGGCCAGGUAUCCAACCCAGCGAUGGGAAGCCACUUUUAGCUCGCGGUGGCUUUAAACUUCGACCCAACAAGGCCUACUCCAUGCGUCUCCCUCCCCUCUGGUCCGGUCGUUUCUGGGGUCGUCACGGCUGCUCCUUCGACGCAUCCGGACGCGGCCGUUGCGCUACUGGUGACUGCGGCGGUUCCCUCUUCUGUAACGGCCUCGGCGGUGCCCCGCCUGCUACGCUAGCCGAAAUCACCCUCGGCCAGGACCAGGAUUUCUACGACGUGAGCUUGGUGGAUGGCUACAACAUAGCAAUGUCAAUAACCCCAUUCAAAGGCUCAGGCAAAUGUAGCUACGCUGGGUGUGUGAGUGACUUGAACUUAAUGUGCCCCGUUGGUUUACAAGUGAGAUCGAAGGAUAACAAGCGAGUGGUAGCUUGUAAAAGUGCUUGCUUUGCUUUCAACUCGCCGAGGUAUUGCUGCACUGGGACCUUCGGGAACCCCCAGUCAUGCAAGCCAACAGCGUAUUCGAAGAUUUUCAAGGCAGCUUGUCCCAAAGCAUAUUCCUAUGCAUACGAUGAUCCAACCAGCAUUGCUACUUGCACCCGCGGCAAUUAUUUGGUCACUUUUUGCCCCCAUCGUCGCUAGAAUUGUUAUUUUAUAUAUACUUAGUAAUAACUAUCAUCAAAGUUAGAUGCUAUAUCUACUACGUAUAUUACUUACUGUCUAAUAUCUUCGUAUACUAUAUGUUGCUUUCUAUGUAGUAGUGGGACUUAUUAAUUAGAAACAUUUUAUUAUAUAUGGCGAAUUUUUGUUAGCUUUUUUCUUAUUAGAUCUGCUAAUAAGAGAAUAUCUGUGUGGGUGGCGGUGGUGUUGGCCACUGGCCAGUGGGGGCCAUGGGUCCUUGACCACGUGAGCUGCAGUUAAGAUCUUUGAAUAUAUUGACAAAAAAAAGGUAUCUAUGGCA
Gossypium arboreum is the source of this 1630-nucleotide messenger RNA. Its product is annotated as thaumatin-like protein. Lineage: Eukaryota; Viridiplantae; Streptophyta; Magnoliopsida; Malvales; Malvaceae. The transcript is spliced from 2 exons. The record is from RefSeq and is a predicted model, not a curated record. The coding region runs from base 574 to 1311 and encodes 245 amino acids. Gene Ontology annotation, biological process: defense response. Gene Ontology annotation, cellular component: extracellular region.